AUGGCAAGUUUUGAUGGAAACAAGUUUUCUGGUUUGAACGAGAAGGUCAAACAAUUGAAAUCUUACUAUGACCGGGGUGGAAUACCAGGACUAGAAAGACAACUUAAGAAACAGUUAAAUGAAUGGAAAGAUGUUCACAUAAAAAUAGCCGUAACAGGGAGAUCUGGAGUCGGAAAGUCUUCUUUUAUCAAUGCUAUAAGAGGCAUAACUGCAGAUGAUCCGGGAGCAGCUAAAGUAGAUGUUAAGGAAUGCACUGCUAGUGUGCAAGAGUACGUAUACCCAGAUAAUAACAACUUCCGGAUAUACGAUUUACCUGGCCUAGGAACUCCGCAUUUUCAAACAUCAACCUAUCUGGCGGACGUUAAUUUUGAACAAUAUGACUUUUUCAUUAUCCUUACAGAAACACGGUUCAUGAACGAAGAUCUAUGGCUGGCUCAACAGGUAGAAGAGAAAGGAAAACACUUCUAUUUUGUUCGUUCUAAGAUAGAUAAUGACGUUCGGAGCGACAAGCGAGCACAUCCCAGGACACAUAAUGAAGCUGCUCUGAUGAAUGUGAUCAAAGAAAAUCUAGAGUCGAAUUUGAAAAUGUUUUCAAGAAAGGACAUCUUCCUUAUCGACAACUACGAUACGCAGUCGUACGAGUUUGGACGUUUAACGUCUAAACUGAUGGAAGACUCUAAUGAGAUAAAACAAGAUGUCUUAGCUUUUUCUUUGACAUGCCUUUCAAACGAAGUGAUAGAAGAAAAAAAGAAAACUCUUCAGCGAAGAAUUCCAUUGAUUUCUUAUUUUGCUGGUGCAUUUGCUAAUGUAUUCAAUCCUGCGAAGUCAAGAUUUGUAUUGAAGGAGGUACAGUUUUACGGCGAACAGUUCAGAGUCGAUACAGCAUCCUUAGUGGUUGGAGGGGUAGUGUGUAAUCUAUCAGAAGAUGAAAAAGAGACUGUUGCCGUCAUGAUGAACUCACAUGAUAAAACCAUGUCUGAAAAAAUGAGGCAGUCUCUGGUUCAUGUCAUCAAUUACAUACCUAUAGUUGGAAACAUUGCUGUAGGUAUAAAAUGUGCAAAGUACUUAGAGAAAUGCCUUGAUGAAACUGCAAAGCGAGCAAAAGAAAUCCAUGGCUUGAUGACCGAGAGUCUCGCAAAGAAAUACACAUCGUAA
Messenger RNA from Mercenaria mercenaria, 1155 nucleotides. Its product is annotated as T-cell-specific guanine nucleotide triphosphate-binding protein 2-like. Gene Ontology annotation, molecular function: GTP binding; GTPase activity. Lineage: Eukaryota; Metazoa; Mollusca; Bivalvia; Venerida; Veneridae. Gene Ontology annotation, cellular component: membrane. The coding region runs from base 1 to 1155 and encodes 384 amino acids. The record is from RefSeq and is a predicted model, not a curated record. The transcript has a single exon.